This is a messenger RNA of Radiomyces spectabilis, 550 nucleotides long. RefSeq lists its product as uncharacterized. The transcript has 3 exons. Bases 37 to 336 code for a protein of 99 amino acids. Lineage: Eukaryota; Fungi; Mucoromycota; Mucoromycetes; Mucorales; Radiomycetaceae. The record is from RefSeq and is a predicted model, not a curated record.
AGCUCGUAUCUUUUCUUACAUUGAUAGUCGAUUCACAUGUUCGCUAGAGCCAUUGCCCGUUCUUCGAGAUUAUCUCGCCCCGUCUUCAUGCGUCGCGGAGGCCAUGGCGCCCCUAUGAACGAGCCCUCCGGUUAUCUUUUCAGUGAAAAGAAACGUAUCAAGGAGGAUUGGGAAGACAUCUACUAUUGGGGUAUGGGUGGCGGUUUCGUUCUGAUGGCUGCCGCUUUGUACUACAAGCCUGACACCACCGUCAUGACUUGGGCCAGAAAGGAAGCCGAAAAGUCCCUGAAGGAAAAAGGUGUUGAACUCGAAUAUCCUAGAACUUCGUCCGCAUAGAUUGGUUAGAUCGACCUCACCGAAACCUCUUCACCCUCUUUCAGCUGGUGUAAACUUCUUUUUUGUUUUUCGUCCUGAAGAUAUAAAAAAAACUAUAUGUAUAUUCCAUCAUCGAACGUUUGAGCGAAAAUUCUUUUAAAAAUGUAUCGGCAUCGCGUAAACACGAAAGCAACACCGUGAUAUGGGGACCAGUUAUUUUAGUGAUCUGUGUUGG